AUGGAAACACAUAUGAAAAUACACACUGGUGAAAAACCUUUUUCGUGUAAUAUCUGUGAAUAUAGAUGUAUUAGAAAAAGUCAUUUGAAAAUACAUUUAAAAACACACACCGGUGAAAAACCUUUUUCGUGUAAUAUCUGUGAAUAUAGAUGUAUUAGAAAAAGUGAUUUGCAAAUACAUAUGAAAACACACACCGGUGAAAAACCUUUUUCGUGUAAUUUCUGUGAAUAUAGAUGUAUUAAAAAAAGUAGUUUGCAAGAACAUAUGAAAAUACACACCGGUGAAAAACCUUUUUCGUGUAAUAUCUGUGAAUAUAGAUGUAUUAGAAAAUGUGAUAUGGAAACACAUAUGAAAAUACACACUGGUGAAAAACCUUUUUCGUGUAAUAUCUGUGAAUAUAAAUGUAUUACAAAAAGGAAUUUGCAAACCCAUAUGAAAAUACACACCGGUGAAAAACCUUUUUCGUGUAAUAUCUGUGAAUAUAGAUGUACCACAAAAAGUAAUUUCCAAAGACAUAUGAAAAUACACACUGGUGAAAAACCUUUUUCGUGUAAUAUCUGUGAAUAUAAAUGUAUUACAAAAAGGAAUUUGCAAACCCAUAUGAAAAUACACACCGGUGAAAAACCUUUUUCGUGUAAUAUCUGUGAAUAUAAAUGUAUUACAAAAAGGAAUUUGCAAACCCAUAUGAAAAUACACACCGGUGAAAAACCUUUUUCGUGUAAUAUCUGUGAAUAUAGAUGUACCACAAAAAGUAAUUUCCAAAGACAUAUGAAAAUACACACUGGUGAAAAACCUUUUUCGUGUAAUAUCUGUGAAUAUAGUUUUAUUACAAAAAGUUGUUUGCAAAUACAUAUGAAAACACACACUGGUGAAAAACCUUUUUCGUGUAAUAUCUGUGAAUAUAGAUGUAUUACAAAAAGUCAUUUGCAAACCCAUAUGAAAAUACACACCAAUACAUAUGAAAACACACACUGGUGA
Messenger RNA from Parnassius mnemosyne (clouded apollo), 978 nucleotides. The record is from the annotation of a GenBank genome assembly. Lineage: Eukaryota; Metazoa; Arthropoda; Insecta; Lepidoptera; Papilionidae.